UUCACAAAAGGCUUCCCGCAGGCUACCCUCGGCCGCCACCAACGCCCAGGCUCCCGGCGGCCCCGUCUCUGCCGCCGUCCGCCUGCCCCACCCUCCAGGCCCGGGUCGGCUGCGGGCGGAUUUCAGUCGGAUGUAGACCCGGGCGCAGAGGUGCCAACGACCAGCCACUACCUGGCUUCCACUUUGGCCAGCCACAGACACCGGGAGGACUCGCGACUUUGGUGUCCAGCAGCGUGUAACGCGGCCGCCCAUUGGCUCGGCUUCAUACAGCUUGGCCGUAGGGCAUCCAAAGGCUUUCAGAAUUGGCCGGAGCUGCAAACGCCGGGGCCGGUUUACGGGAGGGGCGCGCUGGAGCGCGGCUAUUCUCGGAGCCUGCGGCCUCGGCGAGCGUUCUACGUCUCGCUCACGCUGGGAGAUCAUGGAGGAUGCGACUAGGUCCUUUGGGAAAGGAAGCCUCCCCCCCGGGCCGGUCCCAGACGGCCUGAUCCGCGUCUACAGCAUGAGGUUCUGCCCCUACGCGCACAGGACGCGCCUCGUCCUCCGGGCCAAAGGCAUCAGACAUGAAGUUGUCAACAUUAACCUGAGAAACAAGCCCGAGUGGUACUAUACAAAGCACCCUUUUGGCCAGAUUCCUGUCCUAGAGAACAGCAAAUGUCAGUUGAUCUACGAAUCUGUCAUCGCUUGUGAGUACCUGGAUGACGCUUACCCGGGGAGAAAGCUGUACCCAUAUGACCCUUAUGAGCGGGCUCGCCAGAAGAUGUUAUUGGAGUUAUUCUAUAAGGUCCCACACUUGACCAAGGAGUGUCUGGUAGCAUUGAGAUGCGGGAGAGAAUGUGCUGAUCUGAAGCUAGCCCUGCGUCAGGAAUUCUGCAACCUUGAAGAGGAGAGGCAAGAAUCAGUCUCAGCUCACCAGCGCAGUUUCCUCUCCCCCUUGGCUCAGGAAACUCAAAUCAAACUCAAAGCUUAUUUAAGGAACUCUGCAGGACCCGAGAUUCUUGGCUAUCAGAAUACUAUCUUCUUUGGUGGAGACUGUAUAUCCAUGAUUGAUUACCUCUUUUGGCCCUGGUUUGAGCGGCUGGAUGUAUAUGGAAUCGCCGACUGUUUGAACCACACGCCAGCACUACGGCUCUGGACAGCAGCCAUGAAGCAGGACCCCACGGUGUGCGCUCUUCUCAUAGAUAAGAACAUUUUCUUGGGCUUCUUGAAUCUUUAUUUUCAGAACAACCCUGAUGCCUUUGACUAUGGGCUAGCUUGCUGAGUCUCAGUCCAUCCCUUCACCAUCCAGAAUUCCCAAGCAUGUCGUGACUCUGCAUCAGGAAUUGUUUUGGUGGGUCAGUCAAUCUGUUCGUUUUCUUUGAGGUUCCCAAUAAACGUGGAGACAG
Molecule: messenger RNA, 1382 nt
Organism: Neogale vison (American mink)
Lineage: Eukaryota; Metazoa; Chordata; Mammalia; Carnivora; Mustelidae
Product: glutathione S-transferase omega-2
Exons: 8
Coding region: 419-1258 (279 amino acids)
Biological process (GO): L-ascorbic acid metabolic process; glutathione metabolic process
Cellular component (GO): cytoplasm
Molecular function (GO): glutathione transferase activity; glutathione dehydrogenase (ascorbate) activity
Source: RefSeq, a predicted model, not a curated record